GUUUUCUAGAGAAAAGAGCAGCGUCACCUUACUUUUCUUCAACUCUCAUUGGUUUUUUAAAAGGAAUUUUAUAAAAUCGGAUCAGAAAUCAGAAUCUCAGCACCGCUUAGCUUUUUAAAUUUCACACUUCCCACCGUUCAAUCCAGCCUUGCAAUAGACGAGGUUCUCCACUCUUUCUAAUCUCUAUACGCAUAAGCAUUAACGAUAUCAUCAGUUUCUCUUCCUCUCUCGUUGUGUAGCAUCUCUUUGUGCUUGGUUUCCUUUAUUGCUUUUCAGGGAAUCGAUUCGGUUCAUGAUCGAGGAUUUCUUUUAGAGAGAGAGUAGAACCAGAACCCUAACAGGGAGUGCAAGGAAAUUUUUACCAUGGAUCCCUACCGCCAGAACGGCAAGGAGAAUAAGAAAAUGGAUGAAGGCACGUCAAAUUUGAACACAGAGGGGAGGUGGGGCUCCUGGGUUAUGGGAAAUCCGAGCCCACCUCAAGCCCAUCCAGCCAACCAGAAGGCUGGGACUUGGGUUGCGGGAGAAGCGAUUCCUUCUUCUGAUCCAGCGACUCAUAAUGCUAACUACAUGAACUACUCUGUUCCUCCGGUUACUAAUGGCAAUGUUGGUGGUGGUUAUGGUGGCAGCAGCAUGCCUCGACCUGCCAAUCCUUACGUCCAGACAUCUCCUGGAUCAUCCGGGAAGGGUCCUAUGGAUACGGUUCUUAAUGUGUUGAGUCGUUGUGGGAAAAAGGUUGAAGGCUGUGCCAAAAAAGCUGAUGGUAUUUCUGGAAACGUCUGGAAUCACCUGAAAACCAGUCCUAGUCUUAGUGAUGCAGCCAUGGCAAGACUUUCCCAGGGGACAAAGGUUUUUGCAGAAGGGGGGCGUGAGAAGGUUUUUCAGCAGACGUUUCAGUUGUUUCUAGAUGAAAAGCUUCUGAAGGCAUAUGCUUGUUAUCUUUCAUCGUCCUCUGGACCUGUCAUUGGAACACUCUACAUUUCCAACAAAAGAGUGGCCUUUUGCAGUGACAAUCCUCUCUGUUAUUAUCCUACCCCAGGACAGAAAGAAUGGUUGUAUUACAAGAAAUGGCUAUGUGUGAGUACUUUCAUCAGCUAACUUUGUGGAUGGAAGGAUUAAUGAAUGGAAAGUUUGAGAAGAUUUGUUAUCAACAUUCACUGCACUUCAUUUGGAUUCCAUGGAAAUAGCCUUCUGUGUUGGGAAUUAAGAAGGGAGCUGUUGACUGUGAUCUCCUCGUCUUUAAAACAGCAUUUACCUUUUCAUUAUUCAUUUGCAACAAGAGCUUGUUGGUGCAAAUGCUUUUUAUUUGAAUUUGUAGCAUGACUCUAGGGGCCUUUCUUCUUUAUGCUUUUUAUGGAACAGAAUGUCUUGUUGACAUUUGUUGACUCAGUAAUAGGGUAACGCUAAUUUUCAGAAUCACUUCAAUUUGUAUUAUUAAUUUUUCAUGAUUAAUCCAGUUAGGGAAGAACACCUUCACCUAUCCUAAUGGGAAGGAAAAACUUGGUUUUCUGUUA
Messenger RNA from Macadamia integrifolia, 1511 nucleotides. RefSeq names its product GEM-like protein 1. Lineage: Eukaryota; Viridiplantae; Streptophyta; Magnoliopsida; Proteales; Proteaceae. The transcript is spliced from 5 exons. The record is from RefSeq and is a predicted model, not a curated record. Bases 364 to 1095 code for a protein of 243 amino acids.